AUGUCUCUCGAAACAUUUCCCUACGGCAACCACGACCUCCAAACCGUCACCGUCGCAAAGCCCUACCCCGCACGCGCUCCCCUCCACGCCGAAAACACCGACAAUGAGAGCGGUUACUGGGUGAUCCUCAUCCACGGCGGCGCCUGGCGCGACCCAACGCAAACCUCAACAUCCUAUCUCACCCCCGCACUGCGCCUCCUCUCCUCAUCCGAAUCCCUAGAGUCCCAAUCCCAGCACAUCACAGGCCUCGCCUCAAUCUCAUACCGACUAAGCGCGCACCCGUCUCACCCGCAGGAUCCAUCGACGAUAGAAAGCCACCUGCGCAAUGCAAGACACCCGGAGCACAUAGAUGAUGUCCAGCUGGCGCUCUCGUUCCUGCAGAGGAAGUAUAAGUUCGGCGAACGCUAUGUGCUCGUUGGACAUAGCUGUGGUGCGACGCUGGCGUUUCAGGCUGUCAUGCGCUCUUUAUCGACCCAGCCGGGAAUGGGUUCUGGAGACGGGUAUGUUCCGCCGUUGGCGAUUCUUGGGAUGGCGGGGAUAUAUGACCUGCGUCUUUUGCGAGACAGUCAUCAGGAGAUUUCUGCGUACCAGGAGUUUACUGAGGGGGCGUUCGGGGCUGAUGAGAAUGUGUGGGAUGCGGUGAGUCCGCGUGUUGUGAUGGGUGAGGAGGGUGUGGAGGGGUGGAAGGAGGGGAGGGUUGUUGUGCUUGCGCAUUCGGAUGAGGAUGAACUUUGUGAUGUUGCGCAAAGUGAGAAGAUGAAGGAGUUUCUGGGGGUUUGGGAGAAGAAGAGCGAAAGGAGGGAGGUGCGGUUUUUGCCGAUUAAGGGAAAGCAUAAUGAGGCGUGGGAGAAGGGGGAGGGGCUUGCGAGAGGGAUCCUAUUUACGAUUGAGAAGCUGCAGGAGUUGGGGAUUUAG
This is a messenger RNA of Aspergillus mulundensis, 915 nucleotides long. Its product is annotated as arylformamidase. Lineage: Eukaryota; Fungi; Ascomycota; Eurotiomycetes; Eurotiales; Aspergillaceae. Bases 1 to 915 code for a protein of 304 amino acids. The record is from RefSeq and is a predicted model, not a curated record. The transcript is spliced from 2 exons. Gene Ontology annotation, molecular function: arylformamidase activity.